Molecule: messenger RNA, 1143 nt
Organism: Pediculus humanus corporis (human body louse)
Lineage: Eukaryota; Metazoa; Arthropoda; Insecta; Psocodea; Pediculidae
Product: malonyl CoA-acyl carrier protein transacylase, putative
Exons: 2
Coding region: 1-1143 (380 amino acids)
Molecular function (GO): transferase activity
Source: RefSeq, a predicted model, not a curated record
AUGAUUAAUAAUAGUAAAAUAAAUCAUUAUUCAGAAGAUGUGAAAAAUAAUUUGCCUAAAGUAAAUGUAAAAAAAUUAUUAAAUGAAUCUUCUCCACUCAAACCCUUUUCUGAAACUGAAAAAUUAUGGGCUACAAGUGCUUAUUCAAAUGGUACAGUGUUUCAAAAUGAAUCAAUUAAAAAAUCGAAACCGACAGAAUCCUCUGUAAUAAUGUUUCCAGGGCAAGGCUCACAAUUUGUGGGUAUGGCCAGAAAAUUUCAAGACAUGCCUCUUGCUGUUCAAAUGUUUAAUGCUGCUAGUGAAAUAUUAGGUUAUAAUCUAUUAAAACUUUGUAAUAUGGGACCUGAAGAAAAAUUAAAUCAAACAAAAUAUUGUCAACCUGCAAUUUUAGUUUCUUCUUUAGCAGCUCUUGAAAUGCUUAAGGAUCAAAAACCUUGGGCAAUUGAAAACUGUACAGGAACUUGUGGUUUUAGUUUAGGAGAACUUGCAUCCCUUGUUUUCGCAGGUUCCAUUACUUUUGAAAAAGCUAUAAUUCUUGUAAAAUUAAGAGCUGAAGCUAUGGAAGAAUGUUGUCAAAUGACACCUGGAGGCAUGGUCACUGUUUUAUAUGGUCCAGGUUCUGAUUUAUCCAAAGCAAUGUCAGAUGCUAAAGAUCAUUGUAGAGCCAAAGGGAUUUCAGAUCCUGUAUGUUCGACAGCAAUAUUUCUUUUUCCCGGUUGUAAAGUCAUUGCAGGACAUGACGAAGCUUUAAAAUAUCUCUUUGAAAAUGGAAGAAAAUAUAAACUAAGAAAACUAUCAAGAUUACCAGUUGCAGGAGCUUUCCAUACAGAUUUAAUGACAGAAGCUUCGAAUGUAGUUAAAAAAUCGAUUAAAAAUUUAAAUCCUAAUUAUCCGUUAGUUAAAAUUUAUUCAAACGUAACUGGAAAACCAUUAUUAAAUCCGAUGGAUAUUAAAAAUAAAAUAUCAUUACAAAUAAAUCAUCCUAUCAAAUGGGAACAAGCAAUGCAUAACAUAUUUGAAUUACCUGAUGGCAAAUCAAAUUUUCCCUACUCAUAUGAAUGUGGACCUGGAAACUCAUUAUUUACAGUUUUAAAAAAAAUAAAUGCCAAAGCUUCAGAAUUUUGUUCUUCCGUUCAAUUAUAA